Ustilaginoidea virens is the source of this 888-nucleotide messenger RNA. RefSeq lists its product as uncharacterized. Gene Ontology annotation, molecular function: oxidoreductase activity. Bases 1 to 888 code for a protein of 295 amino acids. The record is from RefSeq and is a predicted model, not a curated record. The transcript has a single exon. NCBI's taxonomy places the organism in Eukaryota, Fungi, Ascomycota, Sordariomycetes, Hypocreales, Clavicipitaceae.
AUGGCGACGCCCACGUAUGACGCAGCAUCCCUUUUCAGCGUACAUGGCCUCGUUGCGGUUAUUUCUGGCGGAGGCUCUGGCCUAGGCGCCGUUACUGCUCAUGCCUUGGCGGCGAAUGGUGCUCGGGCCGUCUACAUCCUUGGUCGGCGGGAAGAGUCGCUUCUCAGCGCGAAGCAAAAGUCUCCCAAGCCAGAUGUGAUUCACCCCAUUGUCUGCGACGUCACUUCCAAGGAUAGCCUGGCUGCUGCCGCCGAUCGUGUCCGCACGGAAAUGGGUUACGUCAAUGUGGUUUUCGCCAACAGCGGUAUCAGCAAGGCUAUCACCGGUCCUCUCGACCACUUUGCCGACAUUCCUAGCCUCCAGCAGAAGCUGUGGAGCCCAGAUAUGGCCGAGUUUACAGAGACGAUGCAUGUCAACGUCACCGGCGCUUUCUUCACGGCCAUUGCCUUUCUGGACCUGUUGGACGAGGCUAACAAGCGGAGCGACGUGUCCGAAGCGUCCCAAAUCGUCAUCACCUCCUCUGCCGCGAGUUUCGCUCGCCAGCUGUUUUCCGGCUUCUCAUACAGCGCCAGCAAAGCAGCUGUAACGCACAUGACCAAGCAGCUGGCGACCACAUUGGCCAAGUACCGAAUUCGCGUCAAUGCCAUUGCUCCCGGCUUCUUUCCUAGUGAAAUGACGCAAAACCUGCCCUUUAUGAACUCGGACAAGGGAGACCCUCGUAAGGCCGGUGCGCUAGACGGGGACUUGGUACCCCUGACGAGGGUUGGGAGCGAAGAGGACUAUGCUGGCGUCGUUUUAUUCCUGACAAGCAAAGCCGGAGGGUACGUGGAUGGUGCCAUCAUACUCAUUGAUGGAGGGCGAAUGGGUUUGAUCCCCAAUAGCUACUGA